CGCGGCAGCCGCUGCGCCCGCGCUCGCUGACAGGCGGGCGGCGGGAGGGCAUGUCCCUCUGCCCCGCGCGCAGGUGGCGGCGGCGACGGUGGCGGCGGCGCCGCCCCGGCUCUCUGUAACUCCCGCCGGCCAUGGCCGGCUCUGUGCCGCGGGGGCCCGAAUCGUGCCGCAUCCGCCGCUAAGGAGAAGCCGCCGCGAUGAGGAAGGGCCGUUCCCGGGGGGACAAAGCGGCGGCGCCGCCGCCGCCGCGGAGAGAGCCCGGGCGGGCGGUGGCCGCCAGCGCGGCGGAGAGAAGAGCCACUCUGCUGGGGGGCGGCGGCGGCAGGAAGGAGCCGGAGGACGCCAGGGCCGUGGGGGCGACUUGCCGGGAGGCGCUGGAGAGGGAGAUGAUAACAGAGUCCACUCCGUUACGUUGCAGGAAGCUCAGCAAUCCUGACAUCUUUUCAUCUGCUGGCAAAACCAAACUCCAUCGUCAGCUAAGUCAAGAUGACUGCAAGCUACGGAGAGGUAGUUUGGCAAGUUCUCUGUCAGGAAAACAGCUGCUUCCUUUAUCAAAUAGUGUCCACAGUGGAGUGGGACAGACAAUAUGGCAGCCACCUGGAGAUACCUCAAACCUGGUCCGCAUGAGAAAUCAGUCUCUAGGACAGUCUGCUCCUUCACUUACUGCUGGUUUGAAGGAGCUGAGUCUCCCCAGAAGAGGAAGCUUCUGUCGGACAAGCAACAGAAAGAGUUUGAUUGUAACAUCCAGCACAUCUCCAACCCUCCCACGACCACAUUCCCCUCUUCAUGGACAUGCAGGUAGCAGCCCUUUGGACAGUCCCAGGAACUUCUCUCCAAAUGCACCUGCUCACUUUUCCUUUGUUCCUGCCCGAAGCCAUGGACACAGAGCAGACAGAACGGAUGGACGCCGCUGGUCUUUGGCCUCCCUUCCUUCAUCCGGAUAUGGAACAAACACUCCCAGUUCAACAGUUUCAUCAUCAUGCUCAUCUCAGGAGAAGCUGCACCAGCUGCCCUUUCAGCCCACGGCAGAUGAACUUCAUUUCCUGACAAAGCAUUUCAGUACUGAGAGCAUCACUGAUGAGGAAGGGCGCCACUCUCCAGCCUUGAGGCCUCGAUCUCGCAGUCUCAGCCCCGGUCGCUCCCCAAUUUCCUUUGACAGUGAAAUAAUAAUGAUGAACCAUGUGUACAAAGAAAGGUUUCCAAAGGCCACGGCACAGAUGGAAGAACGGCUGGCUGAGUUUAUUGCCUCUAAUGCUCCAGAGAACGUGCUGCAAUUAGCAGAUGGGGUCCUAAGUUUCAUUCAUCAUCAAGUUAUUGAACUGGCCAGAGAUUGCCUAGAUAAAUCACGUGAAGGUCUUAUUACUUCUCGGUACUUUUAUGAGCUGCAGGAAAACUUGGAGAAACUUCUUCAGGAUGCCCACGAGCGAUCCGAGAGCUCCGAGGUUGCCUUUGUUACCCAGCUUGUGAAGAAGCUGAUGAUUAUCAUUGCACGACCAGCUCGGCUGCUUGAGUGUCUGGAGUUUGAUCCUGAAGAGUUCUACCACUUGUUAGAAGCUGCAGAAGGCCAUGCCAAGGAAGGACAAGGAAUUAAAUGUGACAUUCCUCGUUAUAUUAUCAGCCAGCUGGGACUCACCAGGGAUCCCCUGGAGGAAAUGGCCCAGCUGAAUAGCUAUGACAGCCCAGACACUCCUGAGACAGAUGAUUCAGUCGAGAGCCGUGGAGCCUCUGUCCAGUCAAAGAAAACUCCAUCUGAAGAAGAGUUUGAAACUAUUAAACUCAUCAGUAAUGGUGCUUAUGGAGCGGUGUAUUUGGUACGACACAAGACCACCCGGCAGCGUUUUGCCAUGAAGAAGAUCAACAAACAGAACCUCAUUUUGAGAAACCAGAUCCAGCAGGCUUUUGUGGAGAGAGAUAUCUUGACGUUUGCUGAGAACCCUUUUGUGGUCAGCAUGUUCUGCUCCUUUGAGACCAAGCGCCACCUGUGUAUGGUGAUGGAGUAUGUGGAAGGAGGUGAUUGUGCUACACUUCUCAAGAACAUUGGUGCCCUACCUGUUGAUAUGGCAAGGAUGUAUUUUGCUGAGACUGUCCUGGCAUUGGAGUACCUGCACAAUUAUGGGAUCGUUCACCGUGACCUAAAACCUGAUAAUCUCCUGAUAACUUCCAUGGGUCAUAUUAAGCUAACCGACUUUGGACUGUCUAAAAUUGGGUUAAUGAGUCUUACAACUAAUCUUUAUGAGGGGCACAUUGAGAAGGACACCAGGGAAUUCCUGGACAAGCAGGUCUGUGGGACUCCAGAAUACAUUGCACCCGAAGUGAUCCUGCGCCAGGGCUAUGGGAAGCCCGUGGACUGGUGGGCCAUGGGAGUUAUCCUGUAUGAGUUUCUAGUUGGCUGUGUUCCUUUCUUUGGUGACACACCUGAAGAGCUGUUUGGACAAGUGAUCAGUGAUGAAAUUGCCUGGCCAGAAGGUGAUGAUGCACUGCCGCCAGAUGCCCAGGACCUCAUUUCUAAGCUUCUCCGUCAAAAUCCUCUGGAAAGAAUGGGAACAGGUAGUGCCUUUGAAGUGAAACAGCAUCGGUUCUUUAAAGAUUUGGACUGGAACGGAUUACUUCGGCAGAAAGCUGAAUUCAUCCCACAGCUGGAAUCCGAGGAUGACACAAGCUAUUUUGACACCCGUUCAGAACGCUACCAACACCUGGAUUCAGAGGAAGAGGAGGACACUAAUGAUGAUGAUCACGUGGAAAUCCGGCAGUUUUCCUCCUGCUCUCCCAGGUUCAGCAAGGUGUACAGCAGCAUGGAACGUCUGUCUAUCCACGAAGAGAGAAAGACUCCACCACCAACGAAACGGAGCCUGAGUGAAGAAAAAGAUGACAGAUUGGACAGCCUUGGUGGCUUGAAGAGUCGAGAUCGCAGCUGGGUGAUUGGGUCUCCUGAAAUACUGCGUAAGCGCUUGUCUAUGUCUGAAUCCUCACACACGGAGAGUGACUCCAGCCCACCCCUGACAGUCCGCCGGCGCUGCUCAGGCCUUCUCGAUAUGCCACGUUUUGCCAUCUCCACUGAGGAGGAGGGAACUGUCCUCAAAAGGCCACAGUCCGAGGGCAUGCUCUUAUCCACUGUGCAAUCACGGGAGGGGCUGCCGGUGCCCAUUCCAGAACAGCCUGUGGAGCAGGAGCUGCAGCUGGAAGGUGAUGCUGGACCUACCACCCCCUCCACGGCUGUCAGCACCGCCUCAACGCUGGCAGCUGGGAGCGCUGCAGAUUUCUCUGAUCCACGAGCUCGCAGUAAUAGCAAUGAAGGCCCAGACUUUACCACUCCAAAAGCCAUCAGCGAUUUGGCAGUGCGGCGAGCACGACACAGGUUGCUCUCUGGGGAAUCAGGGGAGAAACGUACCUCAAGACCUGUCAAUAAAGUGAUUAAAUCAGCAUCCGCUACUGCCUUGUCUCUCCUGAUUCCCUCAGAUCACCACACGUGCUCUCCAUUGGCCAGUCCAAUGUCACCUCAUUCUCUAUCCUCCAACCCAUCUUCGAGGGACUCCUCACCCAGCCGCGACUUUUCUCCUGCUAUCGCAAACCUGAAGCCACCAAUCAUCAUCCAUCGGGCUGGAAAGAAAUACGGUUUCACUCUGCGUGCCAUUCGCGUCUACAUGGGUGACAGUGAUAUCUACACUGUGCAUCACAUGGUCUGGCACGUGGAAGAAGGCGGUCCAGCGAAUGAAGCAGGCCUGCGUGAAGGGGAUCUGAUAACCCAUGUCAACGGGGAGCCGGUCCAUGGGCUGGUGCACACUGAAGUGGUGGAGCUAAUUCUGAAGAGUGGAAAUAAAGUGUCCAUCUCCACCACCCCAUUUGAGAACACGUCCAUCAAAGUUGGUCCAGCCCGAAAAGCCAGCUACAAAUCCAAGAUGGCUCGUAGGAACAAGAAGAGCAAAACUAAGGAUGGUCAGGAAAGUAAGAAGAAGAGUUCUUUGCUGAGGAAGAUCACUAAGCAAGCAUCGCUACUCCACACCAGCCGGAGUUUAUCUUCACUAAACCGCUCUCUGUCUUCUGGGGAAAGUGUGCCUGGCUCUCCAACUCACAACCUGUCUCCUCGGUCACCUACGCAGAGUUACAGAUCCACUCCCGAGUCUGUACACUCAGUUGGUGGCAAUUCUUCCCAGAGCAGCUCUCCUGGUUCCAGUGUUCCAAAUUCUCCAGCCAGCUCCGGACACAUCCGACCCAGCUCUCUGCACGGACUGGCACCAAAGCUUCAGAGGCAGUACAGAUCUCCAAGGCGUAAAUCCGCGGGAAACAUCCCUCUGUCACCACUAGCUCACACUCCCUCGCCCACCCCGCAGUCCACAUCACCGCAGCGCUCCCCAUCUCCUUUACCAGGACACUCAGUUGGCAGCUCCAGUAUUAUCCAGUCUUUUCCAGUAAAACUACACUCCUCUCCACCACUGGUGAGACAAAUUUCCCGCCCCAAAAGUGCUGAGCCCCCCAGGUCUCCUUUACUAAAGAGAGUGCAGUCAGCCGAGAAACUGGCUGCCUCGCUGUCCUCUUCUGAGAAGAAGCUGGCUUCCUCACGCAAGCAUAGCUUGGAUAUCUCUCACUCUGAGUUUAAGAAGGAGAUGCUGCAGAGGGAUCCUAGUCUCCAGAGCUUACAAGAAUCUGCAAAUGAAAUAACGGGUGGCAAAGUUGGGCUAGCGGAAAAAGGGAUGUUGCAGAAGCCGGGCGCACGGAAGCUGGGGGCUAUUCGACAGGAUAGGGUGGAGAGGAGGGAGUCCCUGCAAAAGCAAGAGGCCAUCAGAGAAGUAGAUUCUUCUGAAGAUGAAACAGAUGAUGGUUCAGAAGAUAGUCAGGAUGGUAGAAGACUGGACAAGCCCCCUGACAGUGGAGACCAAGGCUCAGAUUCUUUUAAUGAGGAUAACAAGUUCUCAUCUAAAUUGGAAAGCAAGGAUAGUAUUGAGGAUGAUGCCUUUCUACCUGAAGAUCCAAAAGGUACAGAAGAUUUGCAGAAGGGAAAUAAUCAACAAGCCAAAUCUGUUUCAGAGCCACUGCAAAUCACUGUGCACCCUUCCCCAUCAGAGGUCCUCCCAAGAACUUCUCCAGAAAAAUUACCUAAUUCAGAAAAGCCAUUCCUAAGAUUAGAAACAACUGCAAAGGAACUUAAAUUGCCAGAAAACAAAACUUUUGAGUGUUUUGGUCCAAAAGUCAAAUCUUCUGAAGCAAUCAAAGACCUGGGGCAAACUACCAGUGCUCAGAAACUAACAGAUCGCACAGAGCGUAUGCAGUGCCCGUCUAUCAAACUCCUGGAACUUGAAGAAGGUGGCCCUUCAGGGGCCUCGUGUGGUAAGCUUGACCUGAAAGACCCUCUACUGACAGAAGGCAGUCAGAAAAAGCAAGAUUCCAAACCUCUGCUGGCACUUUCUCCAUGGUGCACGGCAAAAGUGAGCACUCCUCCCUCGGUAAGCCCCACGGAUCGCAGUGAGAAGGAUCACAAGGAGACGCUUCAGCCUGCAGCACAGCACAGCACCUCAUUUCUUUCUCCUGGAAGUGCAAGCGAAACGCUCCCAAAAAGCCCUAGUACUGAGAAGCAACCCAUCUCAUCCCAGGCAGAGUGUGCCUCAACCGCCAGCAAAACGAGCCCAUCAGGCCCUGUCUCAUCCACACUCCUUGUCCCCGGUGCUACCGAAAGAGCUCUCUCCGUGUCUCAGUCAGUGCCACUAGCUCAGAGCGUGUUAGGCCCUUUGAAGCUCAGUAAGUCUGGUUCUGGAGAGGUGGAAAAGAAGAAGGAUUUCCCCCAUUUUGGUGCCUCCUGUAAAGAGGAGAGAGAUUCAAAACAAAAAAGACAGGAAACCUCACAAGCAGGAGUGUGUCAAGAGAAAACCAAACCCUCUAGCACAGACCGUCUGACCACAAGGAGCAGAUCCUGCACAGAGUCAUUAAAUUUAGCAAAGCCCUGGGAGGCAGCGUGUCCCAUGGUGGUGAAAAAGGAGGCAACUUCCUGCAGUGCUAAAGCAUCUGAAGUGCUGGGAGGCAGCUGCAAAAUCACUCCAUCGAAAGAGGUGUCUCAUGCUCUUGGACAAGCAGCUCUGAAAGCCUCUCCUCUGCCAGAUGGCAGCACGAGGCACUGUACAGAAGGGACCCUUGCACAAGCGAAAAGCAAAGAGGUUGGAAACCAGUUAAACCCACAAGACUUUCCCCUGUCACAUGAUGGUGCUGUAAAGAAAACAUAGCAGCAUCCCUGGUACACAUGGACUGGAGCAUUCUACAUUCAGAAUAGAGACUGCAUGUUUGAAUUUUGUAAUAUACACUAAUAUAAAAUAGAACUUGUGUACAUCUAUUUUUGGGAGGGUUUUUUUCAUACUGUUUUUUGUGUUUUUUCAUCCUUGCUAUUCUAUUUUUGUACACAGUAAUGCUUGCCGUCUGAGGUCUCUUUAGAACAGGGUAUCUUUAAAACAGGGCUUAAACAGUUUGUUGAUU
Dryobates pubescens (Downy woodpecker) is the source of this 6456-nucleotide messenger RNA. It is a transcript of the gene MAST2, whose product is annotated as microtubule associated serine/threonine kinase 2. Lineage: Eukaryota; Metazoa; Chordata; Aves; Piciformes; Picidae. Gene Ontology annotation, biological process: peptidyl-serine phosphorylation; intracellular signal transduction. The record is from RefSeq and is a predicted model, not a curated record. The coding region runs from base 198 to 6209 and encodes 2003 amino acids. Gene Ontology annotation, cellular component: microtubule cytoskeleton. The transcript has 30 exons. Gene Ontology annotation, molecular function: magnesium ion binding; ATP binding; microtubule binding.